Molecule: messenger RNA, 2156 nt
Organism: Lates calcarifer (barramundi perch)
Lineage: Eukaryota; Metazoa; Chordata; Actinopteri; Centropomidae
Gene: fam107b
Product: family with sequence similarity 107 member B
Exons: 4
Coding region: 39-650 (203 amino acids)
Source: RefSeq, a predicted model, not a curated record
UGGGUCCUGACUGAGAGUGUGUGUGUGUGUGUGUGUGUAUGCGUGCCGGAGCUAUUGAACAGUUUCCAAAAGCAAGAGAGUCGCGCGGACACACCUCAACCCCCAAGAAGAGACGCUCUGAUGCGGCCGGAGCCACUUUGUCAUUUAAAAAUUUAAACAACUCGAGUUGGAGAAGUCGCGUCGGGGUCGACUUUGAGGUAGAUCCGUGUGACCCUGGUCUGUCGCUGUCACCGGGGAGGAGUGUCAUGGCGGAGCCGGACUAUCUGGAGGGAGACUGCGAUGAGCUCAUCAAACCCAAGAAGUUGAUCAACCCGGUCAAGAACUCCCGUAACCACCAGGACCUGCACCGAGAGCUGCUCAUGAACCAGAAGAGGGGUCUGGCUCCUCAGAACAAACCUGAGCUCCAGAAGGUUCUGGAGAAAAGAAAGAGGGAGCAAGUUCUUAAGGCACAGAAGGAGGAACAGGAGGCCCACAAGAAGAGGAGUGACCUGGAGAUCGAGCUCAUGAAAAGACAACAGAAACUAGAGCAGCUGGAGCUGGAGCAACAGAAAAUUGAGGAGGAACAAGAGAACACCCCCGAGUUUGUGAAGAUGAAAGGCAACCUGCGCAGGACCAAGCAGGAGACUGACGGGGAGGAACGAACCACCUAAAAACCAGCAGGGGUGUCUGGGUCGGGCUGAUUGUGUGCGUGUUUGUGAGCACAGAGACGUCAGGAGUGUGUGUACAAAAAAAAAGCGAGUGUUGUCAGAGGAGCACGGCAGUGGCCCCUCGACUGCGGUCCGAGAACUUUCCUGGCUUCCCCAACCUAGCUGUUCCUCCCUGCAGUGUAGGAGAGAGAGACUUUACAGACUAAAGACCGCCCCCUCCUCCUCCUCCUCCCACUCUGCCUGCCUGCCUGCCACGGACCGCCAGUACUCACCUCUGCUCCUCACACCCACCCAGCAGCACACAGCACCCCCUCUCCCCCGCAGAAGGGACCUAACACAGACAUGUUACAUGUUACACGCUUUUCAGCGAAGGAAAGUGAGCUUCCAAUGAGCUCUGAUGGAGAAACAAAGCAACCAAACACACACACACACACACACACACACACACACACACACACACAGACACAGGAGUUUUUCAUCCCCCCGUUUUCACUUGUCUCUCUACAGCAAGCUGUCGUUUCUCUUUACUGUUAUCGAUGUUGUUAUCGUUGUUGGUUGUUUUUUGUUUUUGUUUUUUCUUCAUUCUCAUCUUCAGAAUCAAAUAAGGAAGUGGACACUGGAUGGACUCUUGAAGCUGUGUAAUGUAAAAGCCAAACAAAUGUGCUUUUGUUAUUUAUGUUUGUAGCUUUUAGCCCAGGUAUAGGGGAGGACACUUUUAAUGGUUCUGUAUUUUAGUUUGUUUUACAGUAUAGUUUAUGAAGCCAGAACAGGACGAAGGGAGUGUAUGGUUGUGUGAAACACUCACAUUUGCUUUAUUUUAUUUUAUUUUUUUUUUUAUUUUAAACAUGCCAUUUCCUCAGCUAAUGCAAUUUUGAGCAAUAGUAAAACUCCCAGGCAUGAGAGUGACAUUUUCUUUAUAUAUUCUGUUGUUUUGUAUGAAUAAAAGUGUUACUUAAUAAAUAAUUUAAGUUUUUUUCAGGCUGGUCAAUAAGAAUAAGCCUCAAGCCCUGUCUGAUUGGUCCUUGUGUGUUUUUACCAUAAAAGGAUUUGGUAGAGACCAGAAGAAACUGAACACUUGUAGGCCACCUGCCAUCUUGUGAUAUCUGCAUGGCUCCUGAAACAACUCUGAUAAGUGUCCUGGAACUUUAUCACUUCAGUAUUUUAUCUUUAUUUACAGUGGAGCUAUAGAUGUGCAGACAGGUCAUUUAAAUCAGUAAAUCUGAACUAAAGUGGAUGCUAACUGCAAAACUAUUCAACUAGCAUGUGUGCCCAGCACCACACACAAAUCCCACAAUGGUUACACAACUGUGAUUACUUUGGAUGAUAACGUGCACAUUUCGUGGUUAUUUAAAAAUCACAUAAAGUAAUGUUAUGGGUCUGAAAUUCUAGUUUAUGGGUCGCUAAGAGGCAACAGCUAUUAUUAUCAUGGGAAGAGGCAGAUUUACAACAACAUAACUCUGUGUUCCUCGCAAGAAUCUUCUUCCAAAUAAACAUAAUUUUAACACGUUC